AUGAAGACAGCAAAAGCCGUUCCCUCCGACCUCUCCUCGAGCCGCCGGGCGCAACCCGUGCGGCAGACACGAGUCAAUCCUCCACGAUCCUCAAUCCCAUCUUCGAGAGCUUUUGGGCCGCGAGGUCCCCUCAACAGUGGAUUGGAGGAAAGGGAAAUCGAAAUCUUCCCAGCGAUAACACAUUUUGCCGAUGCCAUAACCGCCCUUCCCAAGGAGCUUAUGCGACACUUCACACUGCUCAAGGAAGUCGAUGCGAAGAUUUUUGGACCCGAAGAGGACCUGGGAACGCUGGUUAACGCUGCGCUGAACACUCCUCUGCCAGAAAGGAGACCUCAGGUCGACACACAACCCCAUGGACCAGCAUCGACAACUAUGAGUGCCCAGGGUAGCACCAAUGGCUCGAUAGUCAAUGGCCAUCCUGCAUCCGUGGCAUUGGUCCCGGAUGCUGAUGUGUCGAACUUUGCGACGAUGGCGUACGAGCCCGCCAACAUCCCCCGUCGACAAAUCUUCCAGCACUGUGCAUAUACGAUGCAAAACAUGCUGGUUUCCCUCGAAGAGAAAAACCACGUUUUAUCUUCGGCGACAGAAGCGCUGAACAAGCAACUGGCUCGAAUCGACGAUUGCUUCCCUUACAUCGAACUCGAAAUCAGUGAGGAGGCGCGAAAUGGUAGUACUACACAUUGGGCAUAUCCAGAGAAUCGAUUAGGGAGAUCUUCCGCGGCCAAUUCAUCACGACGAGAUGUUGCGCCGGUCAAUACCUUGUCUGCGGCAGCCCAAGCGCUAGCAGAUGAAGCGGCUCAGAGAAGUGAGGCAAGGAAACAGGCCCUGCUAGACAAGAAGAAGAAUCACAACAAGCCCCAAGCCGAAUCUGACUUUGAUGAUCACCACGAGAGUAGACCCAAAGAGAAAAAAGUUCACGGGAACAGCAAGGUUCGAAAAGCAGCAGAGACGCCAUCAACUGUUGGGCUAGGUAUCACAAAUGGUACAACAACAAAUGGACAUGCGCCAAAACGCCGGAAAGUUGAGAAGGGCCCUGCUGGAGGUGUGGUGAUGGAGAGAGCCUUGAGUGGAGUUUUAGGCACAAAUGGUACAACGACCAAGGGCAAGGUUGCUAGCCCAAGAGAAACUCCAGGACCAGAUGGCCCAAAAAAGAAGCCGAGAGGAACGGCUGCGGCAAAUGGGCAGCCCAGAAAAAGGUAAGUUUGGGAAAUUCGGCUCUGGAUCAUCUCCCUAAUAGAUCUUAGAAACAAUACGGUAACAACAGCAAUGUCACCGUCCCUCGCGUCCUCUCCCGUCCGAAGUGCCUUCCCAGACCCGAAAACUACAGGAAGAGCAACUCCACCGCCGACCAACGGUGCCCGGCCGGCAACAUCGCGAGUAAGACAGAAUUCUAUACACUCUUUGGCGGAAACUGCUCGAACAAGGCAGGAGUCGGUGCCAUUAAACAAGCCAAACGGAAACUCGACGAUUGUUCCAGAGGUUGCCGUUACGUCGACUACCAACGGCCGAAUUAUACCUGAGGUAAAACCUGUCACCAAAGAAGUUCAUUCCAAACCAGAACCUGUGGUUGAAGAGGUUGAAAAGAAUGGAGCUGUGGAGCCAGAGAGGAUCAUUCCCGGUACUCGCAGAGAUAGUGUACCUGAGCGGGAGGAACCAGAAGUGAAUGGAGGAGCUGUUCAGUCUUUACUGAUAGCAACAGUGGUUACGACAAAAAGUGGUCGAGCCAGCAAGCCGUCGACUCCAGCAAUGCCAUCAUUCCCUGACCCUCCACGAUCACGGUCUUCCCGUACUGCUCUAGACGCUACAUCAAAUAAGAGAAGCCAUAAGAAAGGAGCCGGUGCAGCAGCGCAACUUAUUGCGCAACAAAAUAUGGAAAUGGACGAUACCUACGGUGUUAUACGAGAUGAAGAGGAAGAAGAAGAGGAAAUUGGGGCGGAUGAGCCUACUUAUUGUUAUUGUAAUGGAGUGAGUUAUGGUGAAAUGGUAGCAUGCGACGCGAAUGCAUGCGCCAAAGAGUGGUUCCAUCUCGAGUGUGCUGGGUUAAAGGUUGCACCCAAAGGUAAUGGUAAGCUUGCUUCAGGAACUUUCCAUGACCAUUGCUAAUUUUGAUAACAGCGAAAUGGUAUUGCAAUGAAUGCAAGGAGAGAAUGAAACCAAAACGUUUUAACAGCCGAUAACGAACAUAGAAUUGACCAUCCGUAGUGUAUUUUGGAAGUAACGGUAUACCUAUAUGGGUUGUUGGCGUCAGGUGUCCUAUCAUUCAUUUGGGGGGAGUCAAAUAGGCCGCUAGUAUAAAAGGAUCAAGUGAUUGGUAUGGUGGGUUGGGUUAUCUUGAGUGAUAAAAAACUAGGUCCUGGAUAUAAGGAGAAAGAGGUGGUUUUCCGGUGUUUUUUUCUUCUUCAGAAUUAUUCUCCAUACAGGGAGUACGUGUUAUUUGGGAUCUUCAUUUCCGGGAUUCUUCACCUCGCUGGAACGAAGCGAGUGACGGCCUAAGGCUAAGGGUAGGUAGGCUGGGAAUCGGUGUGCUUGCGAUGAUCAAAAUAUAGAGUUUUUGGGUUUUGUUGUUGGUAGUUGUUGUUUAUAGGGAUGGAUGUUAUGUUGUUGGACCUAGAUGCAAAUACUUUAAUUUCAAACAUUGUUAAUUGCCC
This is a messenger RNA of Hymenoscyphus albidus, 2648 nucleotides long. The record is from the annotation of a GenBank genome assembly. Lineage: Eukaryota; Fungi; Ascomycota; Leotiomycetes; Helotiales; Helotiaceae.